UAAUGGACUGGCUCAAGAAAAUAUAUACCAAAAAACAAUCCAUUAAUACACUUAGAGAUGACUUAGAAACAAUCAAGGAACAGAAAGAACGAUGGAGAAGUAUAUACGUUAUUUAUUUCACUAUGUUUCUUAUGUCUCUUGGAUUUAGUAUAAUUCUAACCGGAGUCUGGCCAUAUUUAGAUAAGUUGGAUAGUUCAGCAGGAAAAGAAUAUAUGGGAUAUGUAGUAGCGGCUAAUCCUUUAGGUCAAAUGUUAUUCUCUCCGUUACUUGGUUGGUGGGGUAACAAAAGAGGAUCUGUAAGACUGCCACUUUUAGUUACAUUACUUCUUUUUAUCUAUGCGUCCGCAAUGUACAGUGUCCUAGAAAUUUUACCAGGUGAUAGAAAGGCUCUUAUGGCUAGUGCCAGAUUCCUCGUUGGAGUUAGUUCUGCUAAUAUCGCGGUAGCUAGAUCAUAUUUAUCCGCAGCUACAAAACUUGCUGAAAGAACUAAGGCGGUUUCAAUGAUUACACUUGCACAGGUUUUAGGAUUUAUAGUAGGACCUGGCUUACAAGCUGCUGUUACUCCUCUUGGUGAUAAAACUAUAUAUUUUUUAGGUUUACCUUUAAAUAUGUAUACAAUGACUGGUUGGAUAAACGUUAUUAUGGGAAUUAUUAAUUUCAUUCUAUUUUUACCAUGGAACUUUAAAGAGCAUAAAAUUGCUAUCAGAGAAGCUAUGCGCAAUGGUGGAAAAACUACUGAAAAAGAAACAUGGAAAGCAAUAAAGCCUGAUUAUUUAGCAGCUUGGACUUUAAUUUGUGCUUUUUUUGUUUUGGUUUUUAAUUUUGUCCUCUUAGAAACAUUAGGUACUCCUCUUACGAUGGAUCAAUUUGCUUGGUCUAAAACUGAAUCUUUAUAUUAUUUGGGAUUGUUAAUGAGUAUUGGUGGUGUAAUAGCGUGUAUUACGUUUGCAAUGAUUGGACCUAUUUGUAAAAGAAUUGCUGAAAGAAAAUUAAUGUUAUGGGGUGGUUUUCUAUUUAUGGUUAUUGGACGAUUAUUUUGUAUUCCAUGGGGACCUGAUCCUCCAAAAAUAGCUUACUUUGGAGUCUUUAACAAUAUUACUAUGGAUGAAAAUGGUACAGAAAUAUUAGGAUGCCAUAAUACUCAAGAAUGGUGCAAAUAUACCCCGCAAUUAACUAUAACCCAAUUUAUUAUCGGAUAUAGUUUCACUAGUGUAGGCUAUCCUAUAGGAGUUACAUUAAUACAAACAAUAUUUAGUAAAAUUCUUGGUCCACGACCACAAGGUGUUUGGAUGGGAUUAAUGACAGGUGCUGGAUGUGCUUCUAGGGUUUUAGGACCAGUAUUUGUUAGUGUGAUUUACACACGUUUUGGAACAUAUCAUACUUUUGGUGUUACUGGACUAAUGUUAAUAGCUUCGAUGGUAUGGUUACAGAUAGUUAAUAAACGUUUAAUACCACCAAUUAUAGUUAAUAAAAAUAACAUAGGAGAAGAACAGAAACAAGAUAUUACAAUACCUUUAGUUCAAGUUAAAUCUGAUAAUGAGGAAAUAAAUCAAAUAAAUAAAUCUAAUACUGUGAUAAAUUAUGACAAAACGUAAAUAUUCUUAUGAGAAAGUUGAAAUUUACCUUUUU
Messenger RNA from Polistes canadensis, 1629 nucleotides. RefSeq names its product major facilitator superfamily domain-containing protein 8 (gene Cln7). NCBI's taxonomy places the organism in Eukaryota, Metazoa, Arthropoda, Insecta, Hymenoptera, Vespidae. Gene Ontology annotation, biological process: transmembrane transport. Gene Ontology annotation, cellular component: lysosomal membrane. Gene Ontology annotation, molecular function: transmembrane transporter activity. The record is from RefSeq and is a predicted model, not a curated record. Bases 3 to 1595 code for a protein of 530 amino acids. The transcript is spliced from 9 exons.